AUGACUCCAUCAGUUUUCGCCCAGGAGAGGUUGCAGUCCACAGAUGAAUGCAUGAGUAACUCAGGUGACACGUACCAACCUCACAUCCUGGAAUGCCUCGACAUGAACACCACUACACAUCACAAAUUUUCUUCUGCAGAUGUGGACCAGCCAAUUUUUCAGCCCUAGCCAUCUAAACUGGUCUUCCAGAAUGUCACUCCUGGACAGAUGUGCAAGUUUCCACUAUGUUUCCUCAACAAUGACAAGGUUUCACGGCAAGUGAAGCUGGAGCAGCAGGACUCAGACUAUUUCUGUGUUGUCAGUCCAAAUGAUUGACGUGUCAAGGUUGCACCAGGAAUGAAUGUGACUGUCACAGUCUUCUUCAGUCCACGUGAAAACAAGGACUACCACCAUAGACUGAUUUGUGUGACAGACAUGGAAAAGACUGAGAUUCCAGUCCAGGCCAUUGGGCUACGUGCCAUUCUUGACUUUCCAGACAAGAUUAACUUGCCUGUCUGUCCUGUGAAAGCUUCAACUUAGAAAACUCACUUUGUUUUCAACACAGGAAACAGCAACGCCGAGUUCAGGAUUCAUAGGGAGAGACCUUUUUCAGUGACACCUGAGUCUGGGACUCUUGAUGUAGGUAAGGGCAUGCAGGUGACUGUGGUUUUCCACCCAAUGAAUAUAGGAGACCAUAGGCAGGAUCUACAACUGCACCACAACAUCAGAGAACAUGUGUACAUUAGCCUGCAUGGGUUUUGUGAGGAACUGAACAUCCAUCUUGAACCUGAUUCUAUUUGGUUGGAUAAGACCUAUAGCUCACUGUCCAGUACAUGCACAGUGUCCCUCGCCAACAGGAACAAUAUCCCUCUUCAGUACCGCUGGACUGUGUGGUUCAGCCAGCAAGAGGAGGACCUAAACUUACUGAGGGAGGGCUCAGUGCUUGAGCAGGAGGCAGAAGGAGAGUGGGAGCAGUUGCUUUUUCCAUGGCUGAUUUUGGCCGCCGUUUCUCCGCUGUGUUGUUCCCUCUGGGAGUGCCAGACUGUGGAAGUCACCUGCAGUCGGAUUUUGGGUUCAUUUUCUGAGGACUUGCUGCUAGCUGUGACAGGACAGCCUCAACCACUUACCUUCAACUUUAGGUAAAGUUUCUUUGUCUGUGUAAUCUGUCCUACAAUCCACUUUGAUGUUUCAGAGCUCGACUUUGGGGAUGUAGCCUUUGGUUUCCCAGAAACACUUGUGUGCAUCCUUUUCAACCCUUCCUUUGUGCCCGUGAACUUCAUCCUGCAUGUCUGGGGAGAUGGUCAGGCCUCGCCUAGUAUUAGCUUAUUUAGAAAGGUUUCUGAUGAGUCACGAAAAAAUUGGCAAGGUCAUACUGCUGGAGAUCUUCGUUCAAGGCCUGUGGAAUUCACGAUCUGCCCGGCAGCAGGCUCAGUCCGUACUGUGUCACAUAAAUCCAUUAAGGUGACGCUGUGCUCCAACACUGUUGGAACACACAGGCCGGUGCUAGUAGUGGAUGUUGACGGUGUCAGGGAGGAAAUGCUGUCUUUGCCUAUGGAGGCUAGGUUUGUUGUGCCUGAGAUUGUGGUGGAUACUCCAGUGCUGGACUUUCAAAGAUGUUUCCUCAAUUACCCCUAUAAACAGAAAGUGCAGUUGACCAGCUCUAGCAAUUUGCCCGCCUGCUAUGGCAUGCUUGAUCAGGAAAAUGAGGAGAAUCCAUCACUGCUUUUAAGCAGUUCUGCACCUAGAAGAGUGAUUCAUCCAGGCAGCUCAGAGGAGCUUUCUGUGUGUCUCCUAGCUAAGACUGUUGGAAAGCUUCUAUGAAUUGCUGUGUUCAGCAGCCUCCAGCCAUACCUGGAGGUGGCCUUGUCAUAUAUUGGACAGGGACCAGUAGUUCACAUCCAAAGCACACAGCUGAGCUUUGGCAAAAUCCCAGUUCUGAAGAGCAUUGCCAAAACCCUGCACCUGUAUACCCAGUCACCUAUUCCAGCUCACUUUACUACUAGCAUGAUACAGACACUAGAAUUUUGUGUUGAGUCCAGUGAGGCAGCUGUACUGCCAUGGGGCCAGCUGGAGCUCAAGGUUGUGGCACACCUGAAGGACACGAUUCAGUUCAAAGGCAAGUUGGAGAUCUUUAUACAGGACAGUCAGGCGCACACUGUCCUCCUCUGUGCCACUGGCACUGGAACUACAGUUGCCAUUGACCGACCUUUUCGUCCCGGCCUCGACCUAGGCACACACUUCAGGUUGUACGUGAGCAUCAAGCGUGCUACGCUAUUGUUGGUGCAGGAGCUACCAGGAGAAGAUCAUGUCUGUGGAUGUUAUUUGUCACUUCGUAGCUCCACUAGUCAGCAUUUUCCUCAAAGCAACUUCUACAUGAAGAAGGUCAAAGGAGAGAGACUGCUGCCCCUAUACGAGAAGCUGAUUCUAAAGAAUUUUCUUGAAGUAAAUUACCAGGGACACACGCAGCAAGAAGUGGUGAAGCUGCACGCAGAAGCCCAUUACCCCGGCCUCGACUUCUCCUCCAGAACAGUGGUUGCACAGUGCCAUGUAGAGGAGGGGCCUUUAUAUGAGAUCAUUCUCAGAGGAGAAGCAUCAAUAAUCAUCUACAGCCUUGAACCCACCCAUUUGGGCUUUGGUCAGCAGCUUUUUCAUCUUGUAAGCAAAGCUGAUGUGAUCCUAAGGAAUACUGGCCACAUGGGCUUUAGAUACAGUAUACAGCCUGAAAGAGAGAAAGGGGACGAUACUGAUGAGGAGGAAGUGGGGCAGAUGACAGACUUUGAACAUGAGGUUAGACCUGGUUGUCCCAUGGUUGUUCCCUGACCGGGUUAUGUUGAAGCCAGUAUGGUGCAGUUACUAUGGGUGCUCUACUUCCCAGGCAUCCCGCAGGUUUUUAAGAAGAAGCUUCAGGUGCAGGUGGCUUUCCUACUACUGCAGGAGAUCACACUGACUGGAGUGGCAGUGUUUCCCAGGCUCAGCUUGAAUUUGCCACAAAACCUGCAGGAGGAGCGUUACAGUGAUGUGUUACAGCAGGCCAGAACUGCUGUGGAGGCAGACAGAGUCAAAGAGGAGCUCAUGAAUGAAAUUAGUGUUGGAAAAGGAGCAGUGGAGGAAACCUGCAUACUCACAUGUGCUUACAAAAGACAGGUAGUGGUGUGUGUGGCUGACCGCACCCAGCAUGUGUUCAUCACAGGUGAGGUUCAGGGUGAGGCUCCACAUCUCGAGUUCUGGCCAUCGGUGCUGGAGCUCAGAGCUUGCCUCCCUGCCAGCACUGAGGUUGAAGCUGAGGUUACAGCCAGAAACCCCUGUUCUUUCCCCACUGAGUUUUACUCCCUGGAGUUCACACACACAGUACCACCAGGAAGAAGUGAUAAGAGCAGCACAUCAGCUGCUUUGACACGUCAGUAUGGAGCAGUGUGCCUUAGUGUUGAUGCUGUGGCUGCAGAUGUGCUGCUAAAUGGCACUUCACCAGUUAGCCUGACUGCCAGACAACUAUUUGACUCUGCUGCUGUGGAGUAUGCUCAGAAGAAUGCUGGUAAGCUGGAAGUUAGAGAAACUCACCUCAGCCUGGGUGUAUUCUCAUUGUCUCCCUGCACUGGGAGCCUACAGCCAGGGUCUCAGCAGCUGGUGACAGUGGACUGUGCAGCUGAACAGCUAGGCAGCUUUAACCAGGAUUUGCUCAUUGACAUCACUGGGCGUGACCCCUCAGACCAUCCUCAAUGCAUACUGUACAGACUGCUGCCUCGAGUAUGCAAGCCAGGCAUAGUGUUAGACAUGGCCUCCAUCUUUGAGGAAAACCAUCUGUGCCCCAGCAGUAGCCAGCUUUCCUCUGAGCAGUUUUGCAAUGCUGAAUCCAUCUUUGUACAGGAUGAAAACAAAUUUAUCUUCAACAAUAUUCAAACCAGCCAAGCUCGCUUCAAACUCGCCACCAACAGCAAGUUUCCCUGUGUGCUCAUCUUAGCCAUCAAAAGUGUUGGGCCCAAGUUAAUUGGACAAAUCGAGGUGUUUGAUAUGCCUACAACAACACUGAGCUUUCCCAGCCAGUGGUACGCCUUUGCUGUUGUUACCUUCACACCUCAAACAAUGCAGUUAUACAGUGCUGUGUUUGAGGCCCAAGUGGAGGAAAGUAGCAGAAUGACACCCACCAUUAGGAACAAGGUGUUGCAGUUUGACCUUCUGGGAUAAGGCACUCUUCCCAGUGUUUGUGCGGUACGGCCAGCUCUGAGGAACACUGAAGGAGGCCCAGUGUUGCACUUCAGCCGGGUACUUGUUGGGUGUAGACAUAGACUGUCUCUGGCGCUGUUAAACAAUGGAAAUGUGCCAGAUGAGGUCCAGAUUGACAUGCUGGAUAAACAUGCUGUGUUCAACCUCAAAGCUGGUCUUGGGAGUAAUAACAUCUCCAUUAACUCCACACAGCUUCCCUCAGAGCAUAAUGUGGUGCAAAGAGCCAACCUGAAGCUGAAUGUUAAUGAACAGGUGGCGUUCCAGAUCACCUUCUGCUCUGACAGACACCUGAGUGUCAAGGCAAAAAUUUCACUGCAAGUGAAGGACAACCAGCAGAGCGAUACCACAAUACAAGUGAGACAAGACACUUAUCAGGAAAUCGUCUCUCUGGAAAACAUCAGCAGGUCAUGGAUCAGAAAGAUGAUGAAGAAGAUGUGUUUUGAAUAUGUUGCUGAGCAGCUGGAUGCAGUGGAGUCAUUCUGGACUUUUGUGAUUGAGAACCCAUCACUGUCUGUUCCCUUCCACCUCCAGUGCCAGUUCAAGAACACUGAUGUCCUUCAGAUGAAUUUCCAGCCAGAUGUUGUGUCGGCUGGUGAUUUAAUGGAGAUACGUGAGCCACGUCAGUAUCAUGAAACGCUCUUCACCUUAGACAGCUGUGUCACGAAACAGGUGGACAUACUUGGCCAAGGCAUCGAGAUCAAGGGGAGAAAGACUACAUGAGUGCAAUAGUAAGUAACAUUGACUAAUAUUAUGCCAUAGAAAAACAGGUGGUUCUGGUACCUUUCGUGCACCCUGAUGCUCAGCACAGAUAAACCAGUUAAUCAAAAGGAUCUAUAUUUCAGUCCAGCAGGUGAACUGCCGCUGAAAUCGAGUGGGGGUUCAUGUACUGUUCAGAUCCAUUUCUCACCUCAUCAGCGCAUUCCUCCCUUCACUGCGGAGCUGAAGUUUGUAGGACUCCUGCACCCCCUGCUGACCAUCCAAGGUUCCUGCCAGGAUGUCAAAGUCCAGCUAGAAGAGAGCUACUUUGGAGCUGUAGUCCAACGUUCCCAGAUCAGGAAGAAGAAUGUUACGAUGAAUACUGGUGACACUGGUGCCCAGUUUAAGUGGAAAACAGAGGAUUUUCCUGCAGAGUUAUGCAUCAUGCCACCUAAUGGAUAUAUCUGUCCAGGAAUGGAGGUUCCUUUCCAAGCGACUUUUGCCUCUGUGGAGCUGAGUAAUGGCACAAAAUAUGAGAAUUUUAGUUGCCUUGUGGAGGGUUCUUCUUCGCCUGUCACCCUCACUGUCACUGGCUCCUGCAUCGCGGCCUCCACUAGCAAAGAGGUGGUGAGCUCUGUGUGUCCAGUUUGUGGCUCCCACACACAGACCCUGUCUGUCCUCAACCCCACAAUCCAGUGUUGCACCAUCAAACCUGUCAUUGAGGGCAAGCAUUGGAGUUCUACCGAUCUAUGACUCCAUCAUCUAAACACAAUCUAUCAUUUUUUUUUAAAAAACUGGGUAUAUUUAAUACUUUUAAAUAUUGAAAAGGUUACAGAUAAUAACACUAUCUAUGGAUCUGCCUUUUUUGCCUUUCCCGAUGGGACAGGUGUGCUGUACACCUUGCAGGGAGCUGCCGAUCCUCCUGUGGCAGAGAACACUAUUGUGCAUGACCUACCUGCUAAAACUCACCACACACUGUUGCUCCCUGUGCACAACUGGCUCUCUAGGCAACAGGGGUUCCUUGUGCGUCUAGAGACAGUGAAGCCUGACAAGCCAGAUGCUACAGUGUCCCUCAAGGAAAUCAAGUUUAUUGAUGUCCCUGCCCAUGCUAAGAGGGACUACGAGAUGCUUUUUUUGGUUUUUUGGUUUUUUUUAACAUACACACAGGGACAGUAUAAUACCAAGGUGACAUUCAUUAAUGAUGAGACAGGUGAGUAUUUGUUCUACCUCGUUAUCUUCAAGGCAACAUCUCCAGGAGUCCUGUCCACCAUCAAGCUGGGGACACCUGUUUGUCAGGUGGCCUUGGCCACUAUUCAAGUAAAGAACCCUCUGACCCAGACAGCCUGCCUUACUACUGAGUGUAAAUGUCAUGGCAUCAUCGUCCAACCUCAGCACAGUGUGCCAGGACCGUCCAAGGUUUUUUUUUUGACUGUUCAUUACAUGCCUCUGCAUCCAGGUGAGUCUACUGCCCGUCUAACUUUGUUCAGCAAUGAGCUGGGCCACUAACUCAGAGCUCUGCCCCCACCACCAAAGCAAUCUGUGGACUUCAAUAAUUUGCUGGGCAGCAGCCACUCUGUCACUGUAAUGUUUAACAACUACUCACGCUUCAAAACCGAGUACUACUGCAAGACUGACCGUCCAGCCUUUAUUAUAGACAAGAAUGUCAGCGCAUUACCAGUUUUCCCUUCAGGCUCAAAGGCCAGCAUGGAGGUCUGUUUCAAGCCUUAUCAGCUGGGGUAAAUAAGAGGCCAGCUACGGCUGUCUUCAGUAAUUGGUGGUGAAUACAUCUUUCCCCUACGAGAGUUCUGUCUCCCACCCAAACCUCAAGGCCUGUUCAGCAUCAAAGCCGCUGGGAACGUCAUUAUCCCCUUCAAGAAUGUGUUCCUGCAGACCACCACGUUCUCUCUUUUGGUAAAGAGCAAGUAG
Messenger RNA from Pelmatolapia mariae (spotted tilapia), 6822 nucleotides. It is a transcript of the gene hydin, whose product is annotated as HYDIN axonemal central pair apparatus protein. Gene Ontology annotation, cellular component: axoneme. The record is from RefSeq and is a predicted model, not a curated record. NCBI's taxonomy places the organism in Eukaryota, Metazoa, Chordata, Actinopteri, Cichliformes, Cichlidae. Gene Ontology annotation, biological process: axonemal central apparatus assembly; cilium movement.